Messenger RNA from Nicotiana tabacum (common tobacco), 3989 nucleotides. Lineage: Eukaryota; Viridiplantae; Streptophyta; Magnoliopsida; Solanales; Solanaceae. The record is from RefSeq and is a predicted model, not a curated record.
UUUGGAAUGGACUAGAAAAGAAAGCAUCUCAUCUAAUUGGAAAGAGAAGAGUAUAUAUUACUAAUAUUUGUAUACAAACUCCUGUUAGUAUUAUGGUAAUUCCAAACCCCUCGGCGCUGCCCAGCCCCCACUACCGCCUCUCACCGUAGUGGAUCAGUUUCAGACUUCACUUUUAUGCCGACUCCCCAUCCUUGUGCUCUUUCUAAUCACUCUUCCAGUUUGGAAAUCUUUGGUUGCAGCAGCGCAAAAGGAUGCAGUCUCUGAGAGACAUUGUGCCGGCUGCAUUGAACAACAUAAACACAAAAUUCAUUGUCUUGGACAAAGGGAGGAUAGCUAUGGAAGGGCAACAAAAGAUGUGUUUGGCACUAGUGGCGGAUGAGACAGCUGCAGUUCACUUUCAGAUGUGGGGUGAUGAGUGUGAUACUUUUGAGCCUGGGGACCUUAUCCGGUUAGAAAAUUGCAUCUUCUCUUAUAACCGCAACAACCUACUGCUAAGGGCAGGUAAGCGAGGCAAGGCAGAAAAGGUUGGAGAGUUUACCAUCACCUACGUGGAGACACCAAACAUGAGCGAGAUACGUUGGGUCCCUGAUCCUAGCAAUUCUAAGAUAUAUGUGCCAGAGGCUGUUAUUUCUCUCUUUUCACGAGUGUUUCCACCAAUGAAUUGAGUAUUGGGCAAUAUUCUUUUUUACGGGGUUUUCCAGGUAUUAUGAGAAUUGACAAACAUGCACGCCUGAGCUAAAACAGCUUCCUCUCCUUUGAUUCAUCAAGGUAUUUUCCUUCCAAAAGCUGCAUUUUUGUUUGUAGCACUGGAAGAGUGAUCAGAUUGUCACACUCACCUUUAUUAUGGAUUCUGAGAUAUCUGUUUGAUCAAUAUCAUAGAAAGGUAAUGCUACUCUGGAUCAAAUGCAGGCGUUGGCCAAAGCUAACUAAACUUAAGUUUGGUCAAGAAAACUUGGACUCAGGUUUACUUGAUGCAUGAAUCAAUGUGUGGUGUAACAUUCAAUCUUGAGCUGAAUCAUCUUCUUUGUUUACGCUUUUUUAUAGUAUAUUUAAGUCUUUACUUUUAUGGAUUUCUUGUGGACAAACUCAACGUUUAGCCCCACAAAAAAAGGGAGUGCGUCGACGAUGAUGUAGUUGUAGCAAUCAUCAUACAAGGCAGUUGGUCAUGCAAGCAUUAGAAAAGUUUCUCUCUGCAUUCGUCUUUCAGAAUGAUUUUGGGAAACAAUUUCUGAAACACUCGUAAAACUUCUUAGGUUUUCUCAACAAUAAGUUGCUAGAAUAAAGCAUCUUCAUUCAUCAUCAAAUAUAACAAGAAGCAUGAUAUCACAACACUUUUUUCCUUGUCUCAGUAAUAACACAAAGAACCCUUCUUUAAACUACGAGAGUAGACGACACAUACCAACACUUUUUCAUGUCGUAGUGAUAACACAAGUUAAUAACACUACUAUUCAAUAACUAUACCAGAAUAGAAGACUGAGAAGAGCUUAAAGAGAUGGCAAGCUCACUGCAUAGCUUUCACAUCAACAUCAGAAUCAAGAGUUCUAUUAUCACCUGCCAAAAAAUAAAAUAAUAAUUAUACUAAAGAAACGCAACACAAGGUUGGCCCGAAACAAAUUUAUAGCAUCAUUUUUUCUCAUCAUCACUUGUCUAUAUGCAAAACAAUUUUGGCAGUUCCAAUCUGCACAGAGCAAAAACCUUGAACCAGAACAUGCAGACUCACGGAAUUGAAAAGAAACCAUUGAAGAGAAGAUUCUAGAAAACUCAGAAUGAGAAGAAAUGAUUUCAUUGAUUGUCCUGCUGCUACAAUGUAUUGUGUAUAUAUAUAUAUAGCUCAACUAAGAAGUAAAAAUGUAUAUUGCUAGUGCUACGUGUCAAACUCCUAUUGGCCUAGCUGUAACAAAAAUAUAGACUAGUAUAAUUAAAUACACAUGUGCUCCUGUACAGCUGUCUGUGUGCAUGUUCCUGCUUCUCAAGAACCUUCCACGUACCAUCAGACAGCUCUCCAUCCAGGUUGGCAUCCAGGUUGGCAGGAUGCAAUGGCCAAAGAAUUCGAAGCUCUAGAGACUAAUAGAACUUGGGAUUUGGUUGAGCUCCCUCCUAGAAAGAAGCCUUUGCCCUGCAAAUGGAUUUACAAGGUUACAUGAGGAGGAGAAAUAGCAGGCGGAGAAGGUAUAGGAACAGACGAGGAUGAUGCAGUGGAUGUAGGAGAGGUGGGAGAUGUAGGAGGGGAUGAUACAAUAGAUUUAGAGGAAAUAGGAGUAGGUGAAAUAGAAAUAGAUGAGGAAUUCAAAGGAGACGAGGUAGGAACUGGAUGUGGGAAAGGAGAAACAGGACGAGUAGAAACAGAAGAAAUGACAGAUGAAAUAGGAAGAGGAGAAUGAAAAGGGAGUAUGUGUUCAUGGAACUUAAUAUUUCGGGAGACCAAGAAUUGCUGCGAUUGUAAACUCAUGACUUUGUAGCCUUUCUUUCCAAAAGGAUAACCAAGGAAUGCACAAGGUGUGGCUCUAGGAUCUAAUUUAUUUCUCCCAUGAGAGAGUGUAAAAGCAAAACACAAACAACCAAACGAUUUUAGGAAGGAGUAAUCUGGUGGUUUAUCAAAUAAUUUCUGGUAAGGAGAAACAUUACCCAAAAUUCUUGAAGGAAAUCGGUUGAGAAGGAAUGUAGCUGUUAACAGACAGUCACCCCAAAAUUUAAUAGGUAAAUUGGACUGAAAUAAUAAAGCCCGACAUGUUUCAAGUAGGUAUUUAUGCUUGCUCAACCACACCAUUUUGUUGUGGUGUCAUUACACAAGAGGUUUGAUGGAGAACACCAAGAGAGGAGAAAAACUGAGAAUGUGUAGUCCCUGACCCAAGCUCAUAAGCAUUAUUAGAUCGAACUUUCUUGAUUUUGACAUCGAAUUGUCGCUCUACCAUGGCAAAGAAUGCUUUGAGGACAGGAAAAGCAUUUGACUUAGUGAAUAACAAAAAUGUCCAGGUACAUCUUGUAAAAUCAUCAAUAAUUGUCAAGAAGUAACGAUGACCAUUAUAAGUAGGCGUAGAAUAUGAGCCCCAAGUGUCUAUAUGAAUUAGGUCAAAUUUUUGUUUAGAAGUUAUAUAGCUAGAUGGAAAGGAGAGUUUUGUUUGUCUUGCUUUUGGCCAAAUUACACAGACUUCAUUUUAUUCAGAAUUCAAUUUGUGAGGUAUUCCAGGAAUGUUACUCAUAGCAGGGUAUGGUAAAUGACUCAAACGUUGAUGCCACAAUUUACUCAAAGUACUACAAUUCAUAGAGCAAAUAAUUUUAUUCAUUGAAUUAGCUUCAGUUACAACGUCGCUAGAAAGACGUCCAUCAAAAGGACUUACAUUGAAAACAUCUGAAAAUAGAGAUUGUAAAGAACUAUAUGGGACACUAGGUUCAACAGAAGUAGUGGAAUUGACACUGACAUUGGAAAGACUAGAACUAGAACUGGGAGUUGCAUUGUCCAACACAUAGAGUCCAUCAGUGGUCUCACCAAACACCUAUAGCCUCUUCAGAGAAGGGGCAUGUAUGUCACAACCAAAUUUGUUAAAAAUCAGUAAACAAUCAAGUUGAGUGCACAACUGUUGUAUAGAGAUCAAGUUGUGUUUAAAACUUAGUACAUAUAGAACAUUUAUUAAAAUUAGAUUAGGAGGAAUAAGCAAUUUUCCAAUGGCAAUAGUUUUAACUUUGUAUCCAUUUGGUAGAUUAACAUAUACAGGAUUGGACAAUUCUUUGGUGUCAUGAAGGAGUGAAAUAUCAUAAGUCAUGUGUUGUGUGGCCCCUGUAUCAAGUAUCCAGGGAUUAUUAGGAAGUUUACUGAGGUGAGAAGAAAAGGCAUACAAGGCAACUAUCAUACCAGCCAUGUUAGCAGUCACAUUAGCCUCAAAAUCCGAAGAAACUCCUUGACCUGCAUGAAGAUUUUGAAGUAAAUGAAUCAGUUUAUCACACUGCUCCUUUGAGAAGCCUUGCACUAUACUCAUGGUAUUCACAGCCAG